AUGGAAGAGUCAGUACAUUCCAAGAUGUUCUACACGCUGAUCUUGUUUCUCUUCAUCCUCUUCUGUAUCUUCUGCGUCUACGAUUCUAUCAAACCUCGGAAUUUCCCACCCGGACCAAAAUGGAUACCACUGCUUGGUUGCUUCCUAACGUUUCGACGAUUAAAACUGAAACACAAAUACGUGUAUCUGGCGUUUCAACAGUUGUCCGUGAUCUACGGCCCGAUUCUGGGCCUGAAAUUGGGGAAUCAGAAAGUCGUUGUGAUUUCGACGCACGAUCUGGUGAAGAAAGUUCUUCUGCAGGAAGAGUUCAACGGCAGACCGGACGGAUUUUUCUUCAGGGUUCGCUCGUUUGGAAAAAAAAAGGGAAUUCUAUUCAACGAUGGCCAGGCAUGGUCGGCGUGUCGUCGUUUCACCAUGCGACAUUUGAAAUCCUUCGGACUGGGUCAGUCGAACAUGGAAAAGCAUUUGAUCGUCGAGGCUGAAUGCCUGGUAAAUUACCUCCGUCGCGCCAGUGACAAGGGACCAGUGUCCAUGCACAUGGCCUUCGACGUUGCAGUUUUAAAUUCCCUUUGGUGCAUGUUCGCUGGCCAUAGGUUUGACUACGAGAAUAAGAAGCUGUUGGAAGUACUUGAAACGGUUCACGAUGUUUUUAGAUUAAUGGAUACAAUGGGCGGUGUUGUUUCGCAAAUGCCGUUCCUACGGUUUGUAAUACCAGAGAUGUCCGGUUACAACGAGUUAAUGAGGAUCCUUAACAAGCUUUGGAACUUCUUGAACGAAGAGAUCAACACUCAUGAGAAACAAAUGACGGGGGGUCAACCGCAGAACUUGAUCGAAGCGUUUUUAUUAGAAAUAUCGAAAAAUAAUGACGAUAAUUCCAUAUUCGAUCGGGAGAAUUUAUUGGUGCUAUGUUUGGAUCUUUUUUUGGCCGGUUCGAAGACGACGACGGAUACUCUAGAAACGACUUUUCUAUUUUUAUCUUCACACUCUGAAUGGAUUAAGAUUCUCCAGAUGGAACUGGAUAACGUGGUCGGCAGAUCGAGAUCACCUACUUUGGAGGAUUACGACUCUUUACCUAUGAUGAAAUCGUUUCUCGCAGAGGCGCAGAGAUUCUUAGUUCUGGCACCAUUUGGACUGCCUCACAAAACUAUGAAAGAUGUAACAUUGAACGGAUACAGCAUACCCAAGAAUACAAUCAUCCUCCUGGAUUUCCACAGCGUGAACAACGAUAAGACAUAUUGGGAACAUCCAGAAGAAUUUCGUCCUCAACGAUUUCUCGACGCGAACGGCAAAUUCCAACAGAAUAACACGAGCAUACCGUUCAGUUUAGGUAAGAGACGCUGUCCUGGUGAAACGCUGGCCCGCGUAUCCUUAUUCUUAUUCCUCGCCCACGUUAUCCAUUACUUCGACAUCGAGAUUUCACCGGAACACGGCGAGCCGGACCCGGAUGGGUACGAUGGUUUCACAAUAUCACCGAAGCCUUAUUACUUAAAGCUCACCACGAGGAUCACAAAUUCCACAUCUGAUUAAUCGAACCAGAGGCACCUUCAAUUUUCAUGCACAGGCAUCGAUAAUAGCAAGUGUGAUACCGUAGGAAAGUGUCAGCUUAAUAAUAAUUUGAUAGUUCGAACUGUUAGAGCUCAUUGUGAGGAUUGUCAAAUUAAGUAUUUAACAAUCGAACUAAAAUCGUAAAUCCUGUAACUAAGUAUAAGCAUCUAAUAGUAACAAAUAUCAAAGUUUCAUCUAAUUUUCGAAAAAUGCUUGAAAUAAAAGUUGUUCUCCUUCUAAUUUC
Messenger RNA from Ceratina calcarata, 1789 nucleotides. RefSeq names its product methyl farnesoate epoxidase. Gene Ontology annotation, molecular function: oxidoreductase activity, acting on paired donors, with incorporation or reduction of molecular oxygen, reduced flavin or flavoprotein as one donor, and incorporation of one atom of oxygen; iron ion binding; heme binding. The transcript has 8 exons. The record is from RefSeq and is a predicted model, not a curated record. Bases 1 to 1527 code for a protein of 508 amino acids. NCBI's taxonomy places the organism in Eukaryota, Metazoa, Arthropoda, Insecta, Hymenoptera, Apidae. Gene Ontology annotation, biological process: xenobiotic metabolic process. Gene Ontology annotation, cellular component: intracellular membrane-bounded organelle; cytoplasm.